This is a messenger RNA of Melospiza georgiana, 1750 nucleotides long. It is a transcript of the gene ZBTB7A, whose product is annotated as zinc finger and BTB domain containing 7A. Gene Ontology annotation, molecular function: RNA polymerase II cis-regulatory region sequence-specific DNA binding; DNA-binding transcription factor activity, RNA polymerase II-specific; protein binding. The record is from RefSeq and is a predicted model, not a curated record. The transcript has 3 exons. The coding region runs from base 78 to 1715 and encodes 545 amino acids. NCBI's taxonomy places the organism in Eukaryota, Metazoa, Chordata, Aves, Passeriformes, Passerellidae. Gene Ontology annotation, biological process: regulation of transcription by RNA polymerase II.
GCCCGCCCGCCUCGGCACGGCGCGGCCCGCUCCGCUCGCCCGGACCGCUCGGCCCCCGCCCGCCUUUAGCCUGGAAGAUGGCGGGUGGCGUGGACGGCCCCAUAGGGAUCCCGUUCCCGGAUCACAGCAGCGACAUCCUCAGCAGCCUGAAUGAGCAGAGGAACAACGGGCUGCUGUGCGACGUGGUCAUCCUGGUGGAAGGCCAGGAGUUCCCCACCCACCGCUCCGUCCUGGCGGCGUGCAGCCAGUACUUCAAGAAGCUCUUCACCUCAGGGUUAGUGGUGGACCAGCAGAACGUGUAUGAGAUAGACUUUGUGAGUGCAGACGCGCUGUCGGCGCUGCUGGAGUUCGCCUACACCGCGACCCUCACCGUCAGCACUUCCAACGUCAACGACAUCCUCAACGCCGCCACGCUGCUGGAGAUCCCGGCCGUCAGGGAUGUCUGCACGGAUCUCCUGGAGAGGAAGAUUCUGGCCAAAAAUGACCAGAUGGAUACAGUAGAUCAAAUUGAUCAGAGGAACCAUCUCAGAGCAAAAGAGUACCUGGAGUUCUUCCAGAGCAACCCCGUGAACGGCCACCAAGGCAGCUUUCCGUGGACCAACCCAGAGUUGAGAGACCUUCAGAGACUGAACUUCCGAGGCCAAGAGGAGGAGGAGGAGGCGAACUGCAACGGCCUGGACUUCUACUCGCAAGCCACCCCAACCGAAAGACCAAAGGCAAGUGACUGUGACCCCGACAGCAACCCGGCCAUGUGGCUGGAGCGCGAGGACGAGGAGCAGGUGGGCGGCGGGAUGUUCUCCCCUUCCCAGAACGGACAUUACAGCAGCCGCGGCCUGGCCACCCCGGCCGAGGAGGAGGGGGGCACCCCCAGGGGCCCCCUGGACCCGCAGGAGGCCGGGGACUCGCCCAGCUUCAUCCCCACGGGCACGGAGACGGAGGACGAUGCCAGGGAGGUGGAUGACCUGGCCGCCAGCGCCCUGCUCCAGCAGAUGAUCAACUCGGUGGGGCGGCAGCAGCUCGGCGACGACGACCGCAAGGACGAGGACGGGGUCAUGGAUUAUUACUUGAAAUAUUUCGGCAGUUCCAGCGAGGGCGACGUGUACCCGUCCUGGUCGCAGAAGGUGGAGAAGAAGAUCAGGGCGAAAGCAUUCCAGAAGUGCCCCAUCUGCGAGAAGGUGAUCCAGGGCGCCGGGAAGCUGCCGCGCCACAUCCGCACCCACACCGGGGAGAAGCCCUACGAGUGCAACAUCUGCAACGUCAGAUUCACCAGGCAGGACAAGCUGAAGGUGCACAUGCGGAAGCACACGGGGGAGAAGCCCUACCUGUGCCAGCAGUGCGGCGCCGCCUUCGCCCACAACUACGACUUGAAGAACCACAUGCGGGUGCACACGGGGCUGCGGCCGUACCAGUGCGACAGCUGCUGCAAGACUUUCGUCCGCUCCGACCACCUGCACAGGCACCUUAAAAAAGAUGGAUGCAACGGGAUCCCGUCGCGGAGGGGCCGCAAGCCGCGGGUCAGGGAGGCCGGCGGGGCCUUGCCCCCCACGCCCACGGAGGACGGGAGCGCCCCGGCCCCCGAGGCCGAGGACGCGGCCGCGGGCAGCGAGGAGCAGCAGCAGCAGCAGCAGCACUUUGAGGAGAAUUCCAAUAACGAAGCGCCGGGAUUGAAUGUAGCAGGAGGGUCGGAUGAGGGUAAUGAGCAAGGACUCUCCUAAACCAAAAAAAAAAAAAAAAAAAAAAAAGAAAAGAA